Messenger RNA from Phragmites australis (common reed), 1701 nucleotides. Its product is annotated as receptor-like protein 2. NCBI's taxonomy places the organism in Eukaryota, Viridiplantae, Streptophyta, Magnoliopsida, Poales, Poaceae. The transcript has a single exon. Gene Ontology annotation, molecular function: protein binding. Bases 1 to 1701 code for a protein of 566 amino acids. The record is from RefSeq and is a predicted model, not a curated record.
AUGCAGGUAAUCAACAUCUCAAGCAACUUGUUCACAGGAUACUUUCCAUCCACCACAUUGGAGAGCAUGAAGAAUCUGGCAUCUCUCAAUAUGAGCAACAAUAGCUUCAGUGGGGAAGUUAUGAGCACGAUAUGUGUUGACAAGCCAUUCUUUGUGGUUCUUGACCUUAGUUACAAUCAAUUCCAUGGUAGCAUACCCCCAGAGCUUGGUAAUUGCUCUAUGUUGAGAGUGCUUAAGGCUGGACAGAACCAACUCAGUGGGGCCCUCCCAGCUGAUCUCUUCAACGCUACCACACUCGAGCACCUCUCUUUCCCUAACAACCGUUUGCAAGGAACACUUGUUCCUGAGCAUGUAGUCAAACUCAUCAAUUUAGUGACCCUUGAUCUUGGUGGGAAUGGGCUAUAUGGCAAGAUCCCAAAUUCUAUUGGGCAGCUCAAGAGACUGGAGGAGCUUCACUUAGACUACAACAACAUGUCUGGAGAGCUACCGUCAGCUCUGAGCAAUUGCUCAAAUCUAACAACCAUCAUCCUCAAGAGCAACAACUUCCAAGGAGAGCUCACAAAUGUCAACUUCUCCACCCUUUCUAAUCUAAAAAUUUUGGAUUUUAGGUCAAACAAGUUCACCGGCACAGUUCCAGAGAACAUCUACUCUUGCAGCAACCUUAUUGCAUUGCGACUAUCUUUCAACAACCUCCAUGGUCAAUUUUCAUCGAGAAUAAGCAAUCUCAAGUCCCUCAAAUUCCUAGCGCUUUCUCAUAACAAUUUUACAAAUAUCACAAAUGCUCUUCAGAUCCUCAGGAGCUCAAGGAUACUCUCUGUCUUGAUAAUUGGGGGCAACUUCAAGCAUGAGACCCUUCCAGACUAUGAUAUAUUUUAUGGCUUUGAGAAUCUUAUGGGUCUUGCCAUAAAUGACUGCUCACUGCAUGGGAGAUUACCUAACUGGUUGUCAAAGCUCAAAAAGUUGGAAGUGUUACUUUUAGAUAACAAUCAACUCAGUGGGCCGAUACCACCCUGGAUUAAUAGCCUGGAGUUCCUUUUUUAUCUAGAUAUAUCCAAUAACAACCUUACUGGGGAAAUACCAGCAGAAUUAAUGGAGAUGCCAAUGCUUAAGUCAGCCCACUUAGACCCAAUAAUCCUUAAGUUGCCUGUUUAUGUGACAUCAGUACUUCAAUAUCGAACUUCUAGUGGUUUCCCUAAAAUGCUGAAUCUAGGCAACAAUAAAUUCACAGGUACAAUACCCCCAACGAUUGGUCAGUUACAAGCACUCACUUCACUCAACUUGAGCUUCAACAAGUUCUAUGGGCACAUCCUGCAAUCAAUCGGCAACCUCACUAAUCUGCAGGUGCUAGACUUGUCCUACAACAAUCUGACAGGUGCAAUCCCUUCUGCACUGGAGAGGCUUCACUUCCUUUCCGAAUUCAACAUUUCUCACAAUGAUCUAGAAGGGCCUCUUCCAACCGGAGGUCAAUUCAGCACAUUUCCCGAUUCUAGCUUUGUUGGAAACCCAAAGUUGUGCAGCCCUACACUGAUACACCAUUGUGGUUCAGAAGAUGAAGUUCCAAUCUCCAUUAUCUCUACAAAACAAUGGAUCGACAAGGUCACCUUUGUGAUUACCUUUGGUAUGUUCUUUGGGGUAGGAGUGCUAUAUGACCAGAUGGUUUUAUCCAGAUACAUCUAUUUUGGCCGAAUCUACUUCAACUGA